Messenger RNA from Hyla sarda, 1794 nucleotides. It is a transcript of the gene IGFBP3, whose product is annotated as insulin like growth factor binding protein 3. Gene Ontology annotation, molecular function: fibronectin binding; insulin-like growth factor I binding; insulin-like growth factor II binding. The coding region runs from base 282 to 1079 and encodes 265 amino acids. The record is from RefSeq and is a predicted model, not a curated record. Gene Ontology annotation, cellular component: extracellular region. Gene Ontology annotation, biological process: regulation of insulin-like growth factor receptor signaling pathway. Lineage: Eukaryota; Metazoa; Chordata; Amphibia; Anura; Hylidae. The transcript has 5 exons.
CUAUAUAGCCAGAACCUGAAUGAGAGAACAGAUGGGUAAGAGAACGGACAAGUAACAGGCUCGCUGGCAGCGGUACUUACCGGUAAAGUACCGAGUGCGGAUACAGUUGGUGGCUCCAGGCUUUCAGCAAAACACCUUCGGAGUGUGGAAAGGUGUACGGGCUUGUCACGUGACUUUGUAUGUGGAGAAGCAACAUGUGCAUGUAAAGAGCAGUCAGCUCCUGCCAGCAGAGGAUCACCCUACAACAGACAUCAUCACUUCUGCCCUUGGCUCCGGCUAUUAUGCUCUCCAGGCUGUACGUGCUGGCACUGUGGCUGAGUCCGCUUGCUGUGGCAGUGGGGCCAGUAGUCCAGUGCGAGCCGUGUGACUCGAAAGCCCUGGAGCAGUGCAAGCCGCCCGGUCCGGACUGUGCCGAGCUCGUCCAGGAGUCCCUGUGUGGCUGCUGCUGGACCUGUGCCCUGACCGAGGGCAGCCGCUGCGGGGUGUACAGCCAGAAGUGCGGCACCGGACUGCAGUGUAGACCGGGACCGGACGAGCCCAAACCUCUGCACGCGCUGCUGAUGGGGCGGGGAAUCUGCGCCAAUGUCACCGGCCACCGGAGCCACUCACCGGCAGAAAAUUUCAGCAAAUCGGAUGAGGACAUGCUUCCUGACAUCAAUGACACUCAAGCACCAUCUAACACGCAGAGAAUGUUGUAUAGUAAUCCUCAGACCAAAAUAGAAAUCAUCAGGAAGGAGCAAGCCAAAAAUACUCAGCGAUAUAAAGUAGACUAUGAUCCACAAAGCACAGACAUGUUGAAUUAUUUUUCAGAAUCAAAGCAUGAUAUGGAGUAUGGUCCUUGUCGCAGAGAAAUGGAAAGUGUAUUAAAUCAUUUAAAGAUUAUGAACAUCUUAAGUCCCAGAGGAUUUCAUAUUCCAAACUGUGAUAAGAAGGGGUUUUACAAAAAAAAACAAUGUCGUCCAUCAAAAGGCAGAAAGAGAGGAAAUUGCUGGUGUGUGGAUAAAUAUGGGCAACCUCUUCCAGGAUAUGAUGUCAAUAACAAGGGUGAUACCAACUGCUUUAACUUGGAAAACAAAUGACAUCAUUAAUUGAUUGGACUGUUGGUGAUUAGUGAUUAGAAGAAAAUCGCUAAAUAAUUACUUGACCUGAAGCUGCAAACUUAACUUUAUACCAAGGCUGAAUAUUAUAUUGUGGACAUCACAGCAGAAACCUGCCACUGAUAAUCUUGCAGCUUUAGCUCUGAAUUUCCAUGUUAUUCUGCACUAUUGACCCAAAAAAAGUGACCUAAUAGAGGGGGGGGGGAAAAGCACUUCACAAUGGAUUCAGGGAGUUCUUAGCGAUGUUAAAAACAAAACUGGUCACAGGUCCUGUCUGCCUGAACAUUAUUGUUUUUUGCAAAAGAUGUGGCAAUCACUGUACAUCUCCUGGAUAAAGAUUGUUGUAUUUUUUUUUUUUUUUACUUUUUUUUUAAAUCAGUUUCCUUUUCUGCAGAUUUUUUUGGGAAGUUUAUCUGCACGGGUAACUGUUUUUUCUUAUGAGGACUUGCUAUUUUCUGUCAAAAUAUAUAUGAUUAUUAGUCUGUAUUUAAUAUAUUUUUAUAUAAACUUUAUUUAAACAUAAAUUAUACUUUUUGACCCUUUUAAAGCCUUUUCCUUUUUACAGUCUGGGUAACAAAACAAAAAAAGAAAAAAAAUACCGUAUUUAUCGGGGUAUACCACACACCGGCCUAUAACGCGCACCCUCAUUUUACCAAGGAUAUCCUUGGUAAAAUGAGGGUGCGUGUUUGUGCAUGUG